CGGGUGGUCGGUCGCGAGCGACUGGUGCAAGAGUCGGACAUCAUGCAUCUCAACUAUCUCAAGGCGUGCAUACGUGAGGCAUUUCGCCUCCACCCAAUCGCUCCCUUCAACCUGCCGCACGUCGCGAUUGCCGACACCAUUGUUGCGGGCUACCGUGUGCCCAAGGGUAGCCACGUCAUCCUCAGCCGGCUGGCCCUGGGCCGGAACCCCGCCGUCUGGGAUGAACCGCUCCACUUCAAGCCAGAGCGCCAUAUGGGAGACAACAUCAAUGUGGUGCUUACCGAGAGCGAAUUGCGGUUCAUCUCCUUCAGCACCGGACGGCGGGGAUGCAUCGCGGCAUCACUAGGAACAACCAUGAGUGUCAUGCUCUUCGGCAGGCUCUUGCAUGGCUUCACCUGGACCAAACCGGCUGGGGUGUCGGCCAUCAAUCUCAGCGAAUCGAAGCACGACCUCUUCAAAGAGAAACCGCUAGUGCUACAUGCUGAGCCACGUCUUGCAGUGCACCUCUACCCUCUCAUUAUGCAUCGUUGA
Triticum dicoccoides is the source of this 531-nucleotide messenger RNA. Its product is annotated as tyrosine N-monooxygenase-like. The annotation marks the transcript as partial. The transcript has a single exon. Gene Ontology annotation, molecular function: heme binding; iron ion binding; monooxygenase activity. The record is from RefSeq and is a predicted model, not a curated record. Lineage: Eukaryota; Viridiplantae; Streptophyta; Magnoliopsida; Poales; Poaceae.